Molecule: messenger RNA, 3489 nt
Organism: Pristis pectinata (smalltooth sawfish)
Lineage: Eukaryota; Metazoa; Chordata; Chondrichthyes; Rhinopristiformes; Pristidae
Gene: fam185a
Product: family with sequence similarity 185 member A
Exons: 8
Coding region: 40-1182 (380 amino acids)
Source: RefSeq, a predicted model, not a curated record
GCAGGUCAGCUGAGAGGGUUUUCAUUUCCCGGGCGCAACAUGACUUUCCUCGUUGUAUUUUGCCGUAGAGCCUGUCGAGCGGUACUACUCAAGGAGGGGGCCGGUGUGAGCAGCCGCUGCCUUCUCCGUGUGGUGCCCAGGAGGCCUGUGACCCAAACUCGAAGCCUCGGCUCCAAACGGAAGGGCAACGCGCUGAAACGCUGGACCUUGCUGGUGGAUCCGUUCAGCUCCCUGAAGGUCCGCCUGCCCUGCGAUGUGUCCGUGAAGGCGUUGGAUCUGCACGGUUAUCCGGCAGCUGACCGCGCUUUUGUGGAGCUCUUUUCCCCCAACCAAGGUGAAAACCUGGAUGAUGUUGUGGUGCAGUAUGACAAGGCUCUUAAACAGAUGACAGUGGUUUCAGAAAACGUUAGCAGCGAUGCUCGUAUUGAUCUGGUAACACCAGUGAAGUUUGAUCUGGAUAUUAGCACAUUUCAUAAAGGAUGCGUUAAAAUAAAGAAAAUGGAGUGUGAUAACUGCUAUGUGGAAACUGAGAGAGGGCACAGUAUCUUGAAUUCAUUAAAGGCCCAUAAAGUCAAAGUGCAAAGCAGAGGUGGAAAUGUGAUCUGUCUAGGAACAAUCCAUGGAAAUGUAGAUAUACAGACCUCUAAUAAAGGUGUUGUGGAAAUUGACAAACUUCAAGGAACAACCAUGAAUAUUUCCACUGCUGAUGGUGUAUUAAAAACAAAGUACAUUUAUGCCAAGUCUUCACAUCUGUCUUCUUCCAUUGGGAAUAUUGAACUUGGAAACGUUCACGGUAGUGUUACUAUUCAGACGGAAGCAGGUGCUGUUACAGUAGAUUCCUCUGAUGGCAAUCUAAAGGCUACAACACAACAAGGCGACUUGGAUGUUUACAUCAGCCAGCUGGGAAUUGUGAAUCUCCUUACACAAGAAGGAUCUAUCGCACUAAAAGUGCCCAAAGCCCUAAGAGCUAAACUCCAAUUAUCAGGAACUGUGGUUGAAAUCAGUCCUGAGCUUCACUUGCAGGAUAUUGACAGUAACACAGAACAAGGUCACCAAACUAUUCAAGGUUUUCUGAAUGGUAGAGGGGAAGGUGUGCAUUUAAUCGAGGCUCACACAGUGCGUGGAAUGCUGAACAUAAAAAGUCAAAGUUGGAUUGAAUCUACUAAAUUGAAGCCAUUGUAAUUUGGUUUUACUUGAACUUUUGGAUUUUUUUGCAAUUUUUACAUUAAUGCCAGCUUUCUGUGUAUAAUUACUACAGGUUCACUUAUUUUAAUUUUUAUUUGCAGUUGAAAUAAUAGUCUGUUUUGUCACUUUAAUGCCUUAGCCUGUUUAAAAGCUGUCUAUAACUAGAUUAUUAAUUAACAUGUACCUGUUUUCAUGUUUCAAUUUGUACAAUUUAAUUUUUUGAAAUAAAGAUGAAUAAAAAGCUUAACAGGGCAAUAUUUAGGAAAUGUAGUGGUCACAGUCACUGUUCAGUAAAAUUAUAAUCCUGGACAAAUACUGUCAUUUCAGUCACUUUCAAUAAUAAGUAUGUACCUGGAGAAAGAAUGUUGAAGAACAAUAUUUUCUGUAUUGCAGAUAAAUUUAUGUUCUGGGGAAACUUGUUUGAUUGUGAAAGCUAUAGUCAUAAUCAAUAAUCACUUGAAUGUAUUUGGUCUAUAGUGAUAUCUUGUAAAAAUGUAAUACCCCAAAGACAUUUGCCUGUAACCAAAAAAAAUCAAGACAUUAUUGACCAUCUCAAAUAACCUGUGUUGCAUUAAGUAUAUUCACAAGUUGCAAAUUGUGGAGAGCCUUCAAUGCAUAAUAUCUGUUUGCAACUCAAAAGAAGAGACACAUAGGUUAGGAUGUGUUAAUGGUAUAGUGAUUAACUUAGUGGAAAAGUAAUCCAGGAAUUUGGGAAGAAAACCAACUAUUCUUAAUAAUGAUGAUAACAUGAUUGUCAUAAAAUCUCAUCUGGUUUACUAAUGACCUGGGGGGAGGGGACGAGAGGAAAUUUGCCCUCCUUGCUGAGUUGAGCCUGUGUGUGACUCUAGACUCAAUGUGGUGAAUUCUUAAAUGGCCUAGCAAGCCAUUUAAGAAUCAACCAUUACUGAAGCAUUGAAGUAGAGAAAUAAUAAAACUCAACAGGCCACCUGGCUUUGACUUGGGUACUAAAUUUGAAUACAGAGUUACUCUUAGCCCAGUCAACCUUACAAACUUGAGCUCACAAACAUCAGUGACUGCUGUCUAAAUUGGAAGUGUUACCCCAGAGACAAAUUAAACAAUAGCCUGACUUGGUCGUGAUCACAAAUCAUACUUACAGACUCCUCAGUCACAUACCUGGGUAUGUUCCAUCCCACUGGCAAGAGAUACCAGAGGUGGCAGCACAGUGAUAUGCAGGAAAGAAGCAGUAGGUCUGGAAGUUCUCAAUAUUAACUCCCAGCCUCUCAAAAUCAUAGAUUAAACAUGUGGCAAGAAACAGUCUCCUGAUUACCACCAACCAUUAGCCCUCAGCUGCUAAAGCAUAUUCCCUCUGUUGAACAAAGAGAAGCACUAAAAGUAGCAAGGGCAGAAUGAACUCUGGGUGGUGAACUUCAAUUCCAUCGCCAAUAAUACCUUCACAAUACCAUAGGUGUCAGACUGUGUCUACAGCAGGUAGUGAGUGAACUAACCAAGAGAUAACUUGAACUUGUCCUUGCCUUUCUGCAUGCAGCAGAUGCAUCUGUUCACAAUAGCCUUGAUGGAAGUGACCACUCUGCAAGCCUUGUAAAGGUAAAGUGCUAUUGAAUACCUACUGACAAAGUCCUACUGAAGACUUCCUCCAUUAUCUCUCCCAGCAAGCAUUGUUUGGGUCAGACUUAUAACAGAUCUGGCAGUUGAACACUGGGCAUCCAUGAGGCACAGUGAACCAUUAGGAACAGCAGAAAUGUACUUCCCUCACCAUAGUCUGUAACAAAAUGGCCCAACAUAUGCCUCACUCUACCAUUAUUAUCAAGACUGGGGAUCAAACUUGGUUCUUUGAGGAGUUCAAAAGGGCAUGUCAGGAGCAGCACGAGGCAUACUUAAAUGAGGUGUCAACCUGAUGAUAUUGCACCACAACUACAUGCACACUGAACAAAGCUAAGUGAUCUUACAACAAAUGGAUCAGAUUGAAGCUCAACAGUUCUAUAUCUAGUUGUAAGUGGUGGUAGAGAAACAAAUGAUUGAGAGGAACACACACAAAAAGUGCUGGAGGAACUCAGCAGGUCGGGCAGCAUCCAUGGAGAGAAAUAAAUAGUCAACAUUUUGGGUCAAGCCCCUUCAUCAGGACUGGAAAGGAAGAGGACAGAAGCCAGAAUAAGAAGGUUGGGAGAGGGGGAGGAGCAGGCAGGUAAUAGGUGAGUUCAGGUGAGAGGGAGAAGGUCGGUGGGUGGGGGAGUGAGGAGAUGUAAGCAGCUGAGAGGUGAUAGGUUGAAAUUGCAAAGGGCUGAAGAAGAAGGAAUCCAGUAAGAGAGGGCAGUGGACUAUGGA